AUGGCCGCUCAAAUGCCCAUGAUGGGGCCUGGGGGUCAAAUGAGACCCCGCGGCAUGCAGCAGAACCAUGCUCACCAGAUCAUGAUGCAGUUGAUCAUCUCGCAAUCCAGCAGUAUACCGCCCCAACCCUGGCACCCUGCUGUCCCUGCCGCCCAGCGCGUGCAGCACGCCAUGAACUUAUUUUCCAACGCCAUGCUCGCCAUGCCGCAGAACGACCAAAGCACAGCUUUAAAUCAAAUUGCUCACUUCGAGAGAGAUGCAUUCGCCAACUCACCAAGCAAGGAUGUCUACGACCAAAAGGUCACUGGCAAGCUACGCGAACUAUUCCUGAAGCGCCAGGCCAACGAACCCAGCUUGCAGAACAACCUCAACCAGCAACAGCAUAACCAAGCGGCUCAGUUGCAGGCUCAGAUGGGUAUGAUGAACCAGUCCAACAUGCCGCCACAGCAUAUGAGGAUGGGCCAGCCUGGCCAGCAGGGCUUUCAUCAUCUGCAGCAACAGAUGCAGGCCUCGCCUAUCCCACAGCAGCCUCAACAACCCGGCAUGGGGAUGCCCAAUCCGGGGCAGCUCUCCGUGAACCCUAACCAACCGAACAUGCAGCCUCAGAUGCGCCCGCAGCCUGCAAAUUCAAACCAGCUCCCACCCCAAGCCAAGGAGCACGCCCAAAAGCUGGCCACGGGCAAGUGGAACGCCAUGAGCGACGCCGAAAAGGGCAACAUGCGUGCUCAGGCCAGCCAGAGGCUGAAUCCCCAGGCGUUCCAACAGCUCACACAAAGAGGUCUCGACCCUGGCUUGAUCUUCCUUCAACAGAAUUUCGUGCAACAGAUGUUGAUGAAGAUGAACAUGGCUUCCAAUGGGGGGAUGAACCCAGCGGCCAUGCAGAUGCAACCCCAGCAGUCACAACAGCAGCAACCACCGCAACCGCCGCAGCCGCAACAACAGCAACAGCAGCAGCAACAACAGCAACAACAACAGCAGCAGCAGCAGCAGCGAUCAAUGAACGCUGCAGGACAACAGCUAGGUGCCGCUGGUGCGGGUGGUGAUCCCGGGCCAUUCUCCAACGCAGAUCUCAUGAAUCAACAAAAAGCCGGACUCAUGGCACAAGAAGCUGGCCAGAUGGUGGUUCCAGCUAGUGGGGCUGGCAGGAAUCCCACACCGCAACCCGCUGGGAACCAGAAUGGUAACCAACCUGGUCGUCCUCCGAACGCCCAGCAGCAGUUCAGUCUACACCAGGCACAACACCAGAUGGAUCAAGCAGCUGCCAAGACCCAGGCACAGAUCAGGGCCCAAGCUCAAGCCAAACAGAUGCAAGGCCAGCCCGGAGGGUUAGGUGGUCCUGGCGGCAUGUCCCAAAGUCCAGCCAUGAAUACACUCAACGCGCCGAUACGUCCACCGGUGGCCAUGGGGCAGGGCGACCGGCAAGGGCCCAUGAACCAGGUCAACGCACCAUUUGGCCAGUUCAACCAAGGCAACCAGCGACCACCUAUGGGGGGUGCUAUGCCUAGCAGGCAGCAACUACUCGCCGCUAUGGUCGCAACCAUGACUCCAGAGCAACAAGCAAAUCUUCGAAGCCUGCCUCCGGAGAGAGUGAGCGAGAUACUAAACCGGUGGAUGCAGAAUCGGCAGCAGCAACAGCAGGCAGCUCAGGCGGCUCAGGCGGCCCAGGCUCAGGCGCAAAUGGCUGGUCGCCCUCAACCCCAGCCGGGUCAGUUUGGGCAAGGAAAUCCAAUGGGGCCUUUCCCUCAAGGGAACAACAUGGGGCCCCAGGGUAACAACGCGAUGCCCAUGAACCAGCAGAACCCAGCCCUCGUUCAGGCGCAAUUGAACAGAAUGCGGAAUGCCGGAAUGAACCAGUCUAUACCGACCGAUGGUUCGCCGGCUGCUGCCUUUCUGGAUGCACUCGAUGUCCCAGCAAAAGUCCUCGCAAACUUCACGAACGUGAAUAUCCCGCCUACGGUCAGGAAAUGGGGCCAGCUCAAGCAGUGGAUGGCGCAGAGCCAGAUCCCUCCUGCGAUGCAAGGCAGGGUUUUGCAAGUACAAGGGCUGCAGUUCCAGAACAUGAUGCGUCAAAGCCAGCAAGGCCAGGCUGGGCCAGGUGCGCAAAUGACACCAGGCAUAACCCAACCUCCAGGCCCGCAGGGAGGUCCAAUGCCGCCCAAUGCUGCCAUGAACAUGCCCGUCACAGUGACGCCUCAAGAGAUCCAACAUCUUCGAUCUCAAAGCGACAGGUUCCAGAACUGGGAGGACGUGGACAUCAAGAACUACCUCCUCUCGGUGAAGACCAAGUCGGUAAGGAGAGGGAUUCCCUUUGCAAUGCAGGGUCUACCUCCACAGGCAGGGCCACCACAAAUAGCGAACCCUACGCCUGCAACUCAGCCCCCAUCCGGGCCUGUCCCCCCUCAAAGACCACCUACUGCCUCGGCGGAACAACCGGGCAAAUCCCAGAAGUCAGGUCCGGGCAACCGUCAAAUGCCCCAGCAAGCCCAAACUCCGGCGCUGCCUGACAAGUCGAAUCGGAAACGGCCAAGUGCUGACGAGGUCGUGGAAGUGCCGAACCCUUCCAGCACACCAGUCCAGCGACCAGCGUCUCAGCAAGCUCAGGGGUCGGGGAUGCCUCCGACAAUGACGCCAGCGCAGCUUGCCUCCAUGACACCGGAGAAUAGAGCAAAGUAUGAGCAGUUCAUGAAGUCUCGACAAGCUCAGCAGGCACCGCAACCAAGGGCCGAGGAUAUCGAGCGACUAAAGCAGAUUGGCGCCGAGGUUCAACAGCAAUGCGCACAAGAGGCAGCGGAGGACGUCCCGAUGAAUCCUCAGAUGCAUGCCGAAAUAGUUUCACUCCUACAGCGAAUGGUUGCCGAGAUGACCAAGGUUGGCAGGGUACUGGGCCGGUGGUAUAGUCUGACCCACGACGACUCUCGAGCCAAGAUGUAUUUCACAAUGCGAUUACGAUUGUGCAGACAGUUCAAAGACGCGGAGAAAUGCACAGUCCCGAAGGAGAUCUUAUCAGUUGGCCACAAGGAGCUUAACCAGACCAGAGCCUUGAUGGAGAGCAUUGCUAAAGACCUGAGAGCGUCGAUGCCAGCCCAGCAGAAGACACCUGCGCAAGGCACAUCCGAUUCGACUCCAAAACAAUCAACACAGACCUCAACGCCUACGCAGCCAGCUCCUCUCAAUGCAGCGAACCUGGAAAAGCAAAACCAGCUACAUAAGAGGUCUUCAAGCAGCCAGGGACAACCGCCGGCUGCACCGACGGCAUCCCAGCCGCCGUUUCCUAUCCCUUCUGCUCCUUCUCCGCAUGGACUACCAUCCUACAUCGGUGGACCAUCCGUCACACGGGAGAACUUGCAAUUGCCUCCCCGCAAGAAGCAAAAGUCGACGGGACCGAGCGCGUCCCCGCAAGUUGGCAAGCAGGCGUCUCCGAAUCUGCAGAAGCGGCAGCCAUCACUGGACCAAGCCGCCGUCCAAAAGCCUCAAUUUCAUUGUCCGCAGCAAGAUUGCGAUGGCAUCUUCCCCACCGAGGAUCUUCGCCAGGCCCACAAUCAGGAGGAGCAUGUCAAACCUCACGAAGAUCCCAUCAAAUAUGUGUUUGACGCCUUUGCUGGUUCCCUAGGACUCGACGCGGAGGGCAAGCCCAGGCCGGAGAUGGCUGGCGCGGCAGGUGCUUCCCUGGGCGGUACGCCGUCUCGGCAGGGACAAACACCAGCAGCCUCCACUGCACCAAUGUCGCGUGGUCCGUCGAUGAAGAGGCAGGAAAGUGCUGCUGGGCCGGCUGACGCAAGUAAGUCGAAGAUGACGGGCUCGAUCAAGGUGGAGGACGAGACCGCUGCCCAGCGAGGCGCGAUGGAGGGCCAAUUCACCUUUGGCACAAUCGAUCCUCAGGAUCUGUUCCAGAACCUUGGGGCAUUCCAGACGGGUGGAGGCGGCGCCAUCUCGGACAUGAACGUAUAUCGGUCGGUCACACCCAACGAUACACCAGAGUCGAGCAAGGACAGCGCGUCAUCGGAGCCUAACAGUGACGUCUCGGAAGGGGUUACUCUCAACGUGACGCUGGACAUGGGCUUCGAUACUUGGCAACCGUUUGACAGCGACAAGUAUCUCAACAUGAACUCGGAUGUGGAACUAGACAUGCUGGAUACAAGCAACAUGACUGCUGCGGGCGAUCAAGCAUUGGCAGACUUCACGUCUUGGGACGAGGUGAAUACGGACUUCACGAAGCCAUUUUCGUUGGAUACGAGCUUUUACGCUUUCGAUACUUCAUCUUUGUGA
Messenger RNA from Neoarthrinium moseri, 4266 nucleotides. RefSeq lists its product as uncharacterized. The record is from RefSeq and is a predicted model, not a curated record. The coding region runs from base 1 to 4266 and encodes 1421 amino acids. Lineage: Eukaryota; Fungi; Ascomycota; Sordariomycetes; Amphisphaeriales; Apiosporaceae. The transcript has 4 exons.